Molecule: messenger RNA, 936 nt
Organism: Myxozyma melibiosi
Lineage: Eukaryota; Fungi; Ascomycota; Lipomycetes; Lipomycetales; Lipomycetaceae
Exons: 3
Biological process (GO): CENP-A containing chromatin assembly; DNA replication-dependent chromatin assembly
Cellular component (GO): nucleoplasm
Molecular function (GO): histone binding
Source: RefSeq, a predicted model, not a curated record
AUCGAGCGGUUAGUCGCGACCGGCUCGCGGGCCUACGGGCUGAAGAAAUACGACGAGGCGACAGAGAACUUUGCGAAAGCGUGCGAGGAAUACGUCAAAGAGAACGGCAAGGACGAUCCAAAUCUUCUUUUUCUCUACGGACGCGCGCUGUUCCAGGUCGCGAUCUCGUCGUCGGACGUGCUGGGGGGUACCAAGCCUGCUGCUGCGGAGCCGGAGAAUGAUCUUCUUUCGAAGAAGUCGGUGAAGGCGGCUAGUCCUGAACUCGAGCCAUCCGCAAAGAUGAACGGGCUGUUUCAGUUCACCGGGGAUGCGGAGGAUGAGGAUAGCGAGGACGAGGACGAGGAGGAAGAAGAGGAGGCCGAGAAUGAUUUCGAGACGGCGUGGGAUGUACUUGAUCUCGCGCGAACGAUUUACGAGAAGCAGGUUAAACAGCUCGCGGACGGCGACGAAGCGGUGGCGGAUAUCAAAAAGAAGAUUGCAGAUAUCUUUGAUAUCCUCGGUGAAAUCUCCCUUGAAUCAGAAAACUUCAUCCAAGCAUCCCGCGACCUGCAAUCCUCGCUGGAUCUCAAACUCGCGCUGUAUCCAUUCGAAUCAACUUUUGUCUCCGAAGCCUACUUCAAGCUCUCGCUCGCGACAGAGUAUAACACCGAUAUCGAGAACCCGCGGCAGAAAGCGGCCGAGCUCGUGCAGAAGGCAAUCGAUAGCGUCAAGAAACGGGCCGCGGACGCUGGCGGCGCGGAGGAGUCUGGUAUUUUGACCGAUCUCGAGACUAGACUGCAAGACCUAACAUUCGCACCAGACCCGGCAACCACAGCAGCAGCCGCUACCCCAAUAGCAGACAUCCUAGGCGGAAACGCAGACACCAUCAAGGCGCGCCUUGCCGAAGCCUUUGCCGGCGCACAGGAUAUCUCUGGCUUGGUCAAGCGCAAACGGCCG